Molecule: messenger RNA, 3198 nt
Organism: Sorex araneus (European shrew)
Lineage: Eukaryota; Metazoa; Chordata; Mammalia; Eulipotyphla; Soricidae
Gene: INHBB
Product: inhibin subunit beta B
Exons: 2
Coding region: 82-1308 (408 amino acids)
Biological process (GO): SMAD protein signal transduction; BMP signaling pathway
Cellular component (GO): extracellular region
Molecular function (GO): growth factor activity; cytokine activity
Source: RefSeq, a predicted model, not a curated record
GCGCGCGGGGAGCCCGGAGCCCGGCCCUGCGCUCGGCUCGGCUCGCCUCGCGGCGGGCGCCCUCGUCGCCAGCGGCGCACCAUGGACGGGCUGCCCGGGAGGGCGCUGGGGGCCACCUGCCUUCUGCUGCUGGCGGCCGGCUGGCUGGGGCCCGAGGCCUGGGGCUCGCCCACGCCCCCGCCGUCGCCGGCCGCGCCGCCGCCGCCGCCCCCGCCGCCCGGAGCCCCGGGAGGCUCGCCGGACACCUGCACGUCGUGCGGCGGCUUCCGGCGGCCCGAGGAGCUGGGCCGGGUGGACGGCGACUUCCUGGAGGCGGUGAAGCGGCACAUCUUGAGCCGCCUGCAGAUGCGGGGCCGGCCCAACAUCACGCACGCCGUGCCCAAGGCCGCCAUGGUCACGGCCCUGCGCAAGCUGCACGCGGGGAAGGUGCGCGAGGACGGCCGCGUGGAGAUCCCGCAUCUCGACGGCCACGCCAGCCCAGGCGCCGACGGCCAGGAGCGCGUCUCCGAGAUCAUUAGCUUCGCCGAGACAGAUGGCCUCGCCUCCUCCCGGGUCCGCCUGUACUUCUUCAUCUCCAACGAGGGCAACCAGAACCUGUUCGUGGUCCAGGCCAGCCUGUGGCUCUACCUGAAGCUGCUGCCCUACGUGCUGGAGAAGGGCACUCGGCGGAAGGUGCGCGUCAAGGUGUACUUCCAGGAGCAGGGCCACGGCGACCGGUGGAACGUGGUGGAGAAGAAGGUGGACCUCAAGCGCAGCGGCUGGCACACCUUCCCGCUCACCGAGGCCAUCCAGGCCCUGUUCGAGCGGGGCGAGCGGCGGCUUAGCCUGGACGUGCAGUGUGAGGGCUGCCAGGAGCUGGCCGUGGUGCCCGUGUUCGUGGACCCGGGGGAGGAGUCUCACCGGCCCUUUGUGGUGGUGCAGGCGCGGCUGGGCGACAGCAGGCACCGCAUUCGCAAGCGGGGGCUGGAGUGCGACGGCCGGACCAACCUCUGUUGCCGGCAGCAGUUCUUCAUCGACUUCCGCCUCAUCGGCUGGAAUGACUGGAUCAUCGCACCCACCGGCUACUAUGGGAACUACUGUGAGGGCAGCUGCCCCGCCUACCUCGCGGGCGUCCCCGGCUCUGCCUCCUCCUUCCACACGGCUGUGGUGAACCAGUACCGCAUGCGGGGGCUGAACCCCGGCACGGUGAACUCCUGCUGCAUCCCCACCAAACUGAGCACCAUGUCCAUGCUGUACUUCGACGACGAGUACAACAUCGUCAAGCGGGACGUGCCCAACAUGAUUGUGGAGGAGUGUGGCUGUGCCUGACGCUGGCCACGGGCUGCGGCGGCGGUGGGGUGCGGGGACAGUCCCGGAGAGGCUUCUUCCCGCUGCUCCGACGACGACGGGAAUGGGGCAUGCGGCAGGGCUGAGUGGGGCCGGGGAGAGGACUGAGCUAUUUUCCCUCCGACUUCCUCAAGCAGAUCAGUCGGGACCUGAUGGGGAACCCUCCAGCGACACGACGUCCUUGCAAACGCACACGUAGACACGCACAGCCAGACGCAUCCUGCCACCCACACAGCAGCCUCUGGGGUACCGGCAGCAGGUGGGUGUGGUGACAAGAGGCAGCUCAGCUACCAGUGCCCGUCAAGCGGGAGAGAAUGGGGUGAGCGGCCCCCAUCCCACCAGCUGGCCCGGAACCACUCUGCAUCGCGCCUUCCUGCACACAUCAAAGCACAAAGACAGAGACACAGAGCGCACGGGAGCCACCGAGGGGGAGAGGAGAUUCGGGCUGGUGUGGGGUCGGCAGGUCAAGGACCUCAUGUCGCCCUUGGCCUUGCGCAAGGCCUGCAGUGCCUCAGCAUCUCCUGACUUCGAUGUGGCCCGGGAUUCCCCGCCUGGGAUCCUUGAGGGGUCUCUGCGGAGCCUGCCCUUGGCCCCCCUCACCUCGGGAAAGAGGCCCAGAAGGGACCCAAGCUGCCGGCCCCUGGAGCAGUGGCCAUGACCGUUUGACUGUUGCUGGGGUCCCAGGCAUGACUUUUGUGUUUGUUUUUUGGGGGGCGGGGAGGGAGCGGAGAAGGGUCUUCAUCUGAUGCUUUAACCGAUCACUAGCAGUUGACAGGUCGUCAUUCCAGUUGUAUAAAUGAGAAGGGACUUUGCUACCAGGGGUGACCUUUCACGUUAAAAUGGGAAUGGUUUUGAACGGGAGGGAGAAUGUCGCCAUCUGUGUCCUUGGCUGGGGAUUUUCUUCCUUGAGGGUGGGGGUGGGGUGGGUGGGGAAAUGGCCCCCCCCUGAAAGGGGAAGAGGAGCCCGGAACAGGAAGUGGUGGAGGCAUUAUGGAAAUAUUGAGGGGUGGGGUGCCCCCUCAGCAAGGGUCCAGAGAGGGGAGCAGCUUAGCCUGCCUUGGGGAGAGGGGGAUGCUUUCCGCUGCUUGGUAGAGGUGGCCCGUGUGGAGCCCAGGCCUCGGGCCGACCACAGCUGUGGCCUCUCCCGACUCUCCUGCCCACCCGCCCCUGGCCCUUGACCCGCUGCCUGAACGCACAUGAUCUCGCACUUGUCCAUCCGCGUAUGUCCAGAAGGGCCCUUGGCAGAGCGCCUGCUGCCCCGACAUCCCAGUGCCACGGGAACUAUGCAAUUUAAAGGGUUGACCCACACUAGCUGAAACUGGACUCGUACGACUCUUUUUAUAUUUUUUAUACUUGAAAUGAAAUCCUUUGCUUCUUUUUUAAGCGAAUGAUUGCUUUUAAUGUUUGCACUGAUUUAGUUGCAUGAUUAGUCAGAAACUGCCAUUUGAAAAAAGAAGUUAUUUUUAUAGCAGCAAAAAAAAAUACAGUUAAAUGUAUUAUACAUAAUUUUGGAACCAAAGAGGCCAGCAGAUCAGUUUUAAUUUUUAUUAGAUGGUGAGGCCAUCUUUAUGAGGUAGACAUUCUGAACAAUCCCUUGAGUGGCCUGCCAACGUUUCAGGGUAUAAAUGGAUUUUGUUUAUUCAGUUCGAUGUGUCUUUUCUAUCCUCACACACCCAGAAGGUAGAGUAAAAAGGACUGGUAGAAUGCAGGUGUGUAUCCUUAAAUCCCCAUCUUUAUGUUUAUUUAAUAAAGCUCCCCCUUAGGUUCUGUUUCAUAAUAAUUUAAAACCAAACAUUUUUUCCCAUAGACUUGCUGUUAAAGUAUUUUACAUUUGUGUACAGUUUAAGAAAAUAAAAGAUUGGGUGCCAUGGG